Lagenorhynchus albirostris (white-beaked dolphin) is the source of this 1861-nucleotide messenger RNA. It is a transcript of the gene NFYC, whose product is annotated as nuclear transcription factor Y subunit gamma. The transcript has 10 exons. The coding region runs from base 239 to 1558 and encodes 439 amino acids. Gene Ontology annotation, molecular function: protein heterodimerization activity; DNA-binding transcription activator activity, RNA polymerase II-specific; DNA binding. The record is from RefSeq and is a predicted model, not a curated record. Gene Ontology annotation, cellular component: nucleus; CCAAT-binding factor complex. Gene Ontology annotation, biological process: regulation of DNA-templated transcription. NCBI's taxonomy places the organism in Eukaryota, Metazoa, Chordata, Mammalia, Artiodactyla, Delphinidae.
UGAGGGGGAGGGGGGAAACGGUGCAAACGGCGUGGCCGCCAUCUUGCUUGUACCCCCGCUUCGCGCGCGCUCCGUUCGACCUGACGCACGCUUCCCCCUCCCCUCCGCCGUGCCCAGGUCUCUGCACUGCCCGACUCCGCAGGAGCGCGGGGGCGGCUCCUGCUCUUCCUUGGACUUCUAAGCAGAGGCGUGUGAGUGUGCGGGAGCAUCCGCGGGAGGAAGGGGGAGAGUUGUCAAAAUGUCCACAGAAGGAGGAUUUGGUGGUGCUAGCAGCAGUGAUGCCCAGCAAAGCCUACAGUCCUUCUGGCCUCGUGUCAUGGAAGAAAUCCGGAAUUUAACAGUGAAAGAUUUCCGAGUACAGGAACUCCCACUGGCUCGUAUUAAGAAGAUUAUGAAACUGGAUGAAGAUGUGAAGAUGAUCAGUGCAGAAGCCCCUGUGCUGUUUGCCAAGGCGGCCCAGAUUUUUAUCACUGAGUUGACUCUUCGAGCCUGGAUCCACACAGAGGAUAACAAGCGCCGGACUCUUCAGAGGAAUGAUAUCGCCAUGGCAAUUACAAAAUUUGAUCAGUUUGACUUUCUCAUCGAUAUUGUUCCAAGAGAUGAGCUGAAACCACCAAAGCGUCAGGAGGAGGUGCGUCAAUCUGUGACUCCUGCCGAGCCCGUCCAGUACUACUUCACGCUGGCUCAGCAGCCCACUGCCGUCCAGGUCCAGGGACAGCAGCAAGGCCAGCAGACCACCAGCUCCACAACCACCAUCCAGCCCGGGCAGAUCAUCAUUGCACAGCCUCAGCAGGGCCAGACCACACCCGUGACCAUGCAGGUUGGAGAAGGUCAGCAGGUGCAGAUUGUCCAGGCCCAGCCGCAGGGUCAAGCCCAGCAGGCCCAGAGUGGCACUGGACAGACCAUGCAGGUGAUGCAGCAGAUCAUUACGAACACAGGAGAGAUCCAGCAGAUCCCGGUGCAGCUGAAUGCCGGCCAGCUGCAGUAUAUUCGCUUAGCCCAGCCUGUAUCAGGCACCCAGGUUGUGCAGGGACAGAUCCAGACGCUUGCCACCAAUGCUCAACAGAUCACACAGACAGAGGUCCAGCAAGGACAGCAGCAGUUCAGCCAGUUCACGGAUGGACAGAGGAACAGCGUGCAGCAAGCUCGAGGCUCUGAGCUAACGGGAGAGGCAGAGCCCAGAGAAGUGAAAGCCACAGGAAAUGCAACUCCCUGCACCUCUUCCCCGCCCACCACACAUACCCCCUCUCACCGGGCUGGUGCCUCCUGUGUCUGCUGCUCCCAACCACAGCAGAACUCCACUUCCCCUCCUCCCUCUGACGCCUUGCAAUGGGUGGUGGUUGAGGUAUCUGGGGCCCCCAACCAACUCGAGGCCCAUAGGGAGCUGCAUGCCCCUCUCCCAGGGGUGACCUCACUCUCUCCUCUCCACCCCUCGCAGCAGCUCUACCAGAUCCAGCAAGUCACCAUGCCUGCCGGCCAGGACCUCGCCCAACCCAUGUUCAUCCAGUCAGCCAACCAGCCCUCCGACGGGCAGGCCCCCCAGGUGACCGGCGACUGAGGGCCUGAGCUGGCAAGGCCAAGGACACCCAACACAAUUUUUGCCAUACAGCCCCGGGCAAUGGGCACAGCCUCCCUCCCCAGAGGACCCUGCCGACCUCAGCGCCUCCUGCAGGCUAGGACACUGGUGCACUACGCCCGACGCCUGGGGGCAGAGAUUCUCCACAACAGAAAGAUGCAAUAUUUUUUAUUUCCUUUUUCCCUUUUUUUUUCUCCACGGAAUCAAUAUUUCAAUAUGUUGAGCUGUGUGUCCAAUGCUAUGAAAUGAAAAUAAUAAAUAACAUAUUUAUGGCAUUUUCUUGAA